AAACGUCACACGGGAACCACGGAAAGACCCAAAACAAUCUGAGGAGCUGCUUGCAUGUGAAAGAGAAAAACAACACGACUUCACUAUGAGGCUGAUGUGGUACUGCGGGGCCUUUCUGCUCUCACUCUUCCUUUCCCGAUCCUGUCACGGAGGUAACAUCCUGGUCUUUCCGAUUGAAGGCAGUCACUGGGUGAACAUGGACAUCCUUAUGCGAGAGUUGCACUCGCAAGGACACAACUUGACCAUUGUACGACCCAGCAAGACGUGGUACAUGAAGGACAACGCCUCCUACUUCAACACGAUUAGCGUUCCUGUGGAAAGGAGCUUGGACAAAGACUUCAUCACCGGCUUGCUUUAUGAGGUAAUUGAAUACGAAAGGGGCUCUCUGCCCCUGGUGACAUUUCUUCACAUGAGUGUGGGAAUGUUUGGGAUGUUCAUGGAAGCUCACCAGAUGGUGGGUGAGUUCGCCACAGCGAUUCUCGACGACAAAGACUUAACGAAGAGAUUGAAGGACAGCAACUUUGACCUGAUUCUCAGCGACCCCGCCUGGGCCGGAGGUGUUAUUGUGGCCAAAUAUUUGAACCUUCCUUUGGUCUACAAUGUCCGCUGGCUUAUCGCCACUGAGGGCCACAUCACCAUUGCGCCAUCACCACUUUCUUACAUUCCCAUUACGGGAACUGGUAAUACCAACAAGAUGAGCUUUCUUCAAAGAGUCAAAAACGUGAUUGUGUUUCUGGUCGGCUAUACACAACAUAUUCUGGUCAUUAAGAACGUGUACCAGAAGAUUUGUGACAAGUAUCUUGGACCUGAUAUCGACAUGCACCAUUUGCUUGCUUCUGCUGACCUGUGGCUCAUGAGAGUAGACUUUGUUUUUGAGUUUCCACGCCCUACCAUGCCCAAUGUUGUCUACAUUGGAGGCUUCCAGUGUAAACCAGCCAAGCCUCUACCUGACCACUUGGAAGAGUUUGUUCAGAGUUCUGGAGAACAUGGAGUCAUCCUUAUGUCUCUGGGAACAUUUGUGACCGAACUCCCGGUUGACUUGGCUGAAAAGAUUGCAGCGGAUUUCGCCAAACUCCCUCAGAAAGUCAUCUGGCGGUAUAAAGGUGCUAAACCUUCUACUCUGGGCAACAACACUCUAAUCGUGGACUGGAUGCCACAGAACGACUUGCUUGGACAUCCCAAAAUUAAACUCUUCGUGGCUCAUGGCGGGACAAAUGGCAUCCAGGAAGCGAUCUACCAUGGAGUUCCAGUCGUGGGAAUACCCUUAUUUUUCGACCAACAUGACAACCUGCUGCGUCUCUCUGAAAGAGGGGCGGCCAUUGUGGUUAUGUUAGCCUUAGUGGACAAAGAUGACAACUUUCUGAAGGCCAUACAGGAAGUUAUUGCCAAUCCGACCUACAAAAACAACAUGGAGAGGCUGUCCAGGCUGCACAAAGAUAAGCCCAUCCCACCACUUAAAAAUGCUAUCUUCUGGAUUGAGUUUGUCAUGAGGCACAAAGGCGCAGCUCACUUGAAAACCGACUCCUACAAACUGCCCUGGUACAUCUACUAUUCUUUAGAUGUGUAUCUGUUCCUUACUGCAGCUUUGCUGGCUCUGUUUUUAGCACUUUUUAUCACAAUCAGGUGCAUGUGCUCUGCUUUAUGUAGGAGGAAAGUCAAACGUGAGUAGAUGUAUCUCUUUAUAUUUUAAUACAUGUAGCGUAAGGCCCUGCUUACUUAUGAUUCAGUGACUAUGUUCACAUGGACACAUUUAUUCGAAUUAAAAGCCCAAGUAUCGUAAUUUCCCGAAUAUAAGGCGCACCCGUGUAUAAUGCGCACCCCAAAUUUAUUUGUAAAAUCUAGGGAAAAUUAUUGUACCCGUUUGUAACGCGCACCCUAAUUUUAGCACCAAUAAAUAGAAGAAUACAAGAAAACAGAGCUCGUGUACAGAUACAGAAAUGCCAUUUUAAUGACUGGUGAAACACAGCACAAGCAUAGCACAUUGGUAGUUCAAAACAUUGCCAUAAACAGACAAUAUUUAUGGUAAUAAUAUGAUUUGACAACUUCUCCAACUUACCAGAAUCUAGGAGAAAACAAAACAGAUGUGACUUUUCUUUUAACCCUUAGAUGCACAAGUGACUGGACCCUACACUCUUCCAUAAGUGGGUCAAAAAUGACCCAUAUUGGAACCAAUGUAUUUUUAUGCCAUUUUGGUGAAGAAUAAUCACUUGUAUAUUACUUAGUAUGAUAUUUAGGGCCACACAAGAAUGAUUUCAUGCUUGAAAUAUCUUUAAGAUUCAAUUAACAUAAAAAAAAACUUCAUCCUUCCUUGUAUUUUAUUAUCAUUGAUGAAGAGCUCCCAUACAUCUUUUUGGUGAGACAGCGGUGCUAAGCCCUUGUGGAGGCACUGACCAAUUUCUAAGGAUAUUGUGGCUCUGUGUUUUGCCCUGGGUGGGAGGUAAUUCUCUCUAGUAAGAGCCUUACCAACUCGUUCUGUUGGCAAUGAUUUGGACACUUUCUUCUUCAGAGGGCACAUAAUUGGAAUCUUAUGAGCCAGAUUGAUCCUGUUCAGUUGGAUUUCCAGGUCAAGUCCCCCAAAUUGGGAUUCAUACAGCAAUUAACAUCAGCAAAGAGCGAGAGAGACAGGGUGCUAAGUAAGCGGUGCAGCUGUGCAUUAGCGUUAGCGCCUAGCUUGAACGCGGCUUUUGGGGAAGGAGCGGGCUUGACAACAGUCAUAAAAGAAUAAAAUGGGUUGAAAAUAAGCCUGACAAUGCUCGGUUUUCUCUCUGCUCCAGUGCUCCUGCGCAUGCGGGCCAGUUUGCUCAGCGCAUCUCAGACUGCGAAUUAGAGCGCUGUGUGAUACUUGAACAGGCUCAAUGGACAAAGGCAGUCUGAAAGGGUACGCUAAAAAAACAAAUAUGACAAAAAUAUCGGAAUUGUGCAUUAGGACCUGCGGUAUCAACCUAGCCUUAGUUAGCUAGCUAGUUAUGAAGUAGGUUAUUUUGUUGAUAAAUAAUAAUAAAGAGUCAUGAAAGACACGCACACAAAAUACUAUAUGGACAUAAUGCUUACAGUACACGUAUCAGCUUGUGCUGUGUAAAAUAAUCUUCUUAAGGGAUGUCACUUUUUACAUACCUAGUCUGUGUGGUCCACGGUAAAUUUAUUCAUGACAGCCAAAGUUGAUAAGAAUGAAAGAUUCCCAUUGGAUUCCAUAGAAAAUGCAUGUGGGUCAUUUUUGACCCGCUUGUGGAAGCUUAGGGUAGUAAUACAUAAAUGACAAUUUCUUAAAAUGUAUAAAAAGUUCAUCAAAAAUUUGAAUGGCAUUAUAUCAAAAACAUUUUUGAGGAAUACCUGGAAUAUGAAUUGAUAACAAUUUUUCAUUCCGAAGAAAUUUCAAGAUAACAACCUCAGCGGGUCAUUUUUGACCCACUUAUGCAUCUAAGGGUUAAAGGCUGCUGUAUAACUUGCUCGUUUCAUCAUGAUGAAUAAAUGUUUCUUCCAUGGAUUGAUACGGUAAAAUGAAAGUGAGAACGUAAGUCGGAAAUCCGAGAGCGCUCAUCGCUGUCGACAUGACAGUAACAAUAGGAACUAUUGUUAUUUGGGUUUGAGUUUCACAAGGGACACAUAGGCUAUAGUUGACGGACACACGAACUCUGUGUUGUAUUACGUUUGUUAUGGUUCGAGUUGCCGAGUUGCAACAAACGUUGACUCAAAUGAGUUCAAGAAACUAAAUUCUGUGCUUUAUGAAAAGUGAAAAAAGCAGAAUUUAACACAGACGAAAUCAUUCGACCAAUCAGUGUGGUAUUACCGAAACAAAAUGGUGACGUCAUGUACCGUAAUGGUCGGCAACGGAUCGCCGCAUAUGUUUUCUUCAACACAACAUGGCCGUGUCAAUAAAAAAAAUCUGUCUUUAAAUAUACAGUAUAUAUAUAUUUCGUUCUCCAUCCAUGUACCCGUGUAUUAAUGCGCACUCAUGAUUUUUCAAGUUGAUCUUGGGAAAAAAGUGCGCGUUAUAUUCGGGAAAUUACGGUAAUACAAAUGCUUCAUGUACACACCCCAUUCGGGAAUAUUAUGACCCGACCAAGCCCUUUCUGAUCAAGAUUUUAUUCCGAACGAGAGGGGUAGUUUAUUUUGAUCUAUAGUCCGAUUAGCGUGCAAGAAAACACUUACUCCAAAAAUCCAUAGAGUAUCGCGCAUGUCUGUGAAUUUAGUGUCUGUUAUUCCUUGAAGCUAGAAGAAUUUGAGUGAAUGAAAGACAAGGCGGGCGCUAAACAGAUCUGGUCUGUAUCUGAGACGAACACGUUGCUGAAGAUACUAAACAGACUUGCUGGUAAAAAACAGGAAAAAUGUGCAAAUUAACGCGAAUGUUUAAAGUGCAAAUGCGAUGCUUUGUUGACAGGGAAGUCGCCAUGCUUUCUUUUACUACUAUUUCCGGUACAUUAGAUCAAUUUGUGCAUUUCAAAAUAAUUUGUCCUGAUUAAAAGUGUGAUGCAUGACCACACAAGUACUAAUCAGAUCAAUAUUUUUAGUGUGGAUGAAAACAGUGCAUCUGAUCAUAAUUAUAAUCUGAACUCUGGUUGGAUUAAAAAAAAAAUGUUGUCCAUGUAAGCAUAGCCACUGUUCACAAAUGCACCUACAGCACUCGUAAUUUCUUUCCCCAACAACUUAAAUGCCCCAGGCCACCAUACGUAUGUUGUUGGCACUUGGCAGUCAAGAAAACAAGUUGGCAAUAUUUUCAAGAUUAUGCAAAAAAGCAUUUGAUUUACCUUAUUUAAAUUACCACGUAAUCUCCUGGUUACAGCUAGUUGUCAACAGUGCUGUAAAGGCCAAAGACAUAAUAUAUAUAGUCUGUUUAUGCACUAUGCAUUCUAUGCUCAUUAAAAAAAAAAAAAAAAAAAAAAAAAAAAAAAAUUGAUGCAUGCUUUGAUGCCUCAGCGAGGCAAAAAGUGUAAAACGGCUAAUAGGAAGGUAGUUUUUUUCAUUUCAAAACUGGUGCAUAUACACAGAGCUAUCACUUUGAUAUAAUUCUAUCAAUAACCAAUUUACUAUAAUUUUAGUUUUGAACAAUUUUAUAGCAUUUUUUUGAAUGAUAUUUUGUGUGGUUUUUUUGUACAUUUAUCUUAAAAAAUGGGAGUCUAAAAAUGGCAGUCACUGUCAGUGUUGUUAAUAACUGAGUUAAAUUAUAAUGGCGUUACUAACGGCGUUAUUUUUUUCAGUAGUGAGUAAUCUAAUUAAUUACUUUUUUCAUCUUGGCAUCGCUGUUACCGUUACUGAGGAUGGAAAGGCGUACGUUACUAUAUUGGUUGAAUGACACGCGAAAAGUCUGAGGGAGACGGACUCACCGAGACGACAGAGCAGAGCAGGAGUGGGGUGGAGGCAAAAAAGUUGUGACGCGGAGCAAAUGCGUUGCUAGGUGGCUCCAGUAAUACCUGUAGCCGAUAGCCUACAAAGUACGCCCACAUGAUAGGGUAGACAUGGUAGAUAUCACAUACAGUAUAUUUAGAAGUAGAUCCGAAAUGACAGACACGGCGGCGUUAGCAACAUUUACAGUAUAGGAACUAGAUGCGUUAGUAAACAACCGCCAUCUUAAAGCAGUAGACUUCUUGGGAAGGCUCUGUUGUAGAGAACCUUCCUAGCGAACCUAAGUAACUUUUUAUCUAAAAUACUCCUAAAUUGGCAAAAUCUUGACUUGAAUCUAUCUUUAAAUGAUGAAACAGUUUAAAACACAUGUCAAAAGUAGACAGAAGGGAACUAAUGCAAUAAUGGAAGCAAUUUUAACAACUUUGAACGGUUGAUUCGGGGUAAAGGGUAAAUUAGGGUAAAGAAUUGGGCUUUUUUGAGGGGAAAAAAACAAAACAUGAAAAUUAUCACCAGUAACUUUGCCAAGUCACUAAUUACUUUUACAUUCAGGUAACUGAGUUACUAACGCAAUUACCGUAAUUUCCCGAAUAUAAGGCGCACCCGUGUAUACCGCGCACCCCAAAUUUACUUGUAAAAUCUAGGGAAAAUUAUUGUACCGGUGUAUAACGCGCACCCUAAUUUUAGCACCAAUAAAUAGAAGAAUACAAGAAAACAGAGCUCGUGUACAGAUACAGCAAUGUCAUUGUACUGACUGGUAAACACAGCACAAGCAUAGCACAUUGGUAGUUCAAAACAUUACCGUAAACUGACAAUAUGUACGGUAAUAAUAUGAUCUGAUAACUUCUUCAACUUACCAGAAUCCAUGAGAAAACAAAACAGAUGUGACUUUUCUUUUAAAGGCUGCUGUAUAACUUCCUCGUUUCAUCAUGAUGAAUAAAUGUUUCCUGCAUGGAUUGAUACGGUUAAAAUGAAAGUGAGAACGUAAGUCGGAAAUCCGAGAGCGCUCAUCGCUGUAGACACGUCAGUAACAAUAGGAACUAUUGUUAUUUGGGUUUGAGUUUCUCGAGGGACAGAUAUAGUUGACGAACACGGGAAGUCUGUGAUGCAUUACGUUUGUUAUGGUCCGAGUUGCGGAGCUGCAAUAAACGUUGACUCAAAUGAGUUCAAGAAACUAAAUUCUGUGCUUUAUUAAGAGUGAAAAAAGCUGAAUUUAACACAGACGAAAUCCUUUGACUGAUCAGAGUGAAGUAUUACCGAAAUAAAAUGAUGACAUCACGUACUGUAAUGGUCGGCAACGGAUCUCCGCAUACAUUUCUUCAACACAACAUGGCCGUGGCAAUAAAAAAAAAAAAAAUCGGUUAUAUAUAUAUAUAUAUAUA
This is a messenger RNA of Corythoichthys intestinalis (scribbled pipefish), 6719 nucleotides long. RefSeq names its product UDP-glucuronosyltransferase 2C1-like. The record is from RefSeq and is a predicted model, not a curated record. Gene Ontology annotation, molecular function: UDP-glycosyltransferase activity. Bases 86 to 1669 code for a protein of 527 amino acids. Lineage: Eukaryota; Metazoa; Chordata; Actinopteri; Syngnathiformes; Syngnathidae. The transcript is spliced from 2 exons.